This is a messenger RNA of Ylistrum balloti, 1085 nucleotides long. Its product is annotated as intraflagellar transport protein 22 homolog. Gene Ontology annotation, molecular function: GTPase activity. The record is from RefSeq and is a predicted model, not a curated record. The transcript is spliced from 5 exons. Gene Ontology annotation, biological process: intracellular protein transport. Bases 15 to 566 code for a protein of 183 amino acids. Gene Ontology annotation, cellular component: endomembrane system. Lineage: Eukaryota; Metazoa; Mollusca; Bivalvia; Pectinida; Pectinidae.
UCUCAAGAGAAACAAUGUUUAAAGUCAAAGUUUUAGUCAUUGGCCCAUGUCAGAGCGGUAAAACAACUGUGUCUAAUUUCCUGGCUGAUGCCACAGAUCAAGCCAGCGGAGAAUACCACCCUACGCAAGGUUGUCGAAUUGUAGAAUUUGAAUCUAACAUAGGUGGACGUCAGAAUGUAGAAGUGGAAAUGUGGGAUUGCAGUGGUGACAGGAGAUUUGAGGCCUGCUGGCCUGCUAUAGCUAAGGAUACAACUGGUGUAGUUUUUGUGUUCAAUCCAGAUAUGCCCAACCAUGACAAGGAUAUGGAGGGUUGGUAUGACUUUUUUGUGGCUCAGCAAAGUUUAAAAGAUAGUCAGUGUAUAGUGUUUGCCCAUCACAAGCCCGGAGCGAAUGACAGGGAAAGAUCUCAACUCAGUGAUACAUUUGCAAAUGUACAAGUGAUACCAACAAACAUUGAGGAUGACAGUGAUGAUGUCAGGAAUCGUUUCAACAAUUAUCUUUCUUGUAUCAUUUCUGCUCUGUCUGACAAUCGUGAAAAGGAAGAACUCAGCAUCAUGAACAAUUGAUAUUUAAUAUAUAGUUUUAUUGAAUUAAUUCAUAUCUUCAUCAUUUGUGGAUAUCAUGAAAGAGACACUGUAGUAUUUCUUGAACAAAUUAGAAAUGCAGGUUGCCAAGUAAUAUGUGCCCAUUGCCUACACUAAGGAGGGCAUAUAUUGUUUACAUGUAUAAAUCCGUCCGAUUAUGAUACAAAUCCAAGGAUAUACUAAAAUUAGCCUGCAAAAACAAUUGACCUCUGACUCAAAGUUAAGGAAUGGACAUGUUAUAGAACAGUAAUUCCAGAGGUCAAUGCAUGACCUCUGACUCAAAGUUACGGGAUAGACAUAUUAUAGGACAGAAACUCCAGAGGUCAAUGCAUGACCUCUGACUCAAAGUUAAGGGAUGGGUUUAUUAUAGGACAACAACUCAAGAGGUCAAUGCAUGACCUCUAACUCAAAGUUACAGGAUAGACAUAUUAUAGGACAGAAACUCCAGAGGUCAACACAUGACCUCUGACUCAAAGUUACAGGAUAGACAUAUUAUAGGAC